This is a messenger RNA of Capronia coronata CBS 617.96, 3594 nucleotides long. RefSeq lists its product as uncharacterized. NCBI's taxonomy places the organism in Eukaryota, Fungi, Ascomycota, Eurotiomycetes, Chaetothyriales, Herpotrichiellaceae. The transcript has 3 exons. Gene Ontology annotation, molecular function: protein binding. The record is from RefSeq and is a predicted model, not a curated record. Bases 1 to 3594 code for a protein of 1197 amino acids.
AUGACUGUGAUCCAUGCACAUCCUGAAAAGGCCCAGCGGUACAUUGGCCUUCUAGAGGCGGCGCGCGUCGCUGGGAACUGGCAAGAACUUCCCGAACUCAUAAGAAAGGUCAGGAAGCACGCUCCCGACCGCAAAUGCUUGACCGAGGUUGCCAGCUUCGAACUCGAAAUCGCAAAUCGUGCGACCACAGCGAGUCGAAGACCAGGCACUGCAACUACCAAUUCGGCCCUGCCAGACUCCCAAGUCGCCGCCCUCGAAGCACAAUUGCGCGCGAGUGGACAGCCAUUUGAAGAGGUGGUUCAAGGACAUACAGCCCUGCUAUGGGCUCGUUGGCUCGGUUUCCUACCGAGGGACAAGUCGCCCUCUCCGCUCAGCUUCGAACCCUCUCGCACCGCUGCCGAUGCCACUUCUGUCUGGACGAAGAUCUGCGUGGUGAAGAGUGUUUACAUUACAGGGAUGCUGCUGGAGCAGGCCGGUGGGGAAGCAAAUGCAAGACAAUUGCACCGCACGAUUCUGCCGUGGCUCGACUCUAACCGCAGCCUUGUGGUCUCAACGAAGCAACUCCUGUAUUGGGCGCAGCAGCUUCUUGCUCGCAUAGCACUGGGCCGGGACCCAGUCCUCCAACGCGGUGCUGCAACUGCCAGCUCCGACGAGUCUUUACCAAUCAGGCUCCAGGCAUACCGUCAUUGGGCAGUGUUGGCGGUCAAGAACAAUGACAUUUCGCCUGCAACAUACGGCAACGGGCCGGGCCAUCUCUCCAAACUCGCGGUGUGGCGAUCUUACUAUCGGUUUCUGUCAAUUAUCCUGCAACAGGGCGCAAUGGGACUCCAGGCUGUCUCAAUGGCCCGUCCUGAUCUGGCAGUUGAACUGCGUCGUGUGGAAACCUCAUGCGAGAAUGAACUGCUGCGACAUACACAGUUCCCGAAAGCAAACGAGACCAACGCCGCCGUUGAAGAAUGGGUGGAAGAUUUGAUCCGCAAUUGGCAGGCCCUCUGUGGCCCCGACUGGUCGGAUACGGACCUAGGAGAGGGCGGCCGUAACUCGGUGGGCAGAAAUGUGCUUGACAUGCUGUAUCGGGCAGCGACAAAGACCUUCCACUCUACACUCAUCCUAAGACGGUUAUUCCAGGUGCAUAGAGCUCUGACGGACUUUGACCUUGCUUACAAGGCUUUGGACACAUACAUUGAGCUGAUGGAUAGGGCGCGUGCACGAGAAGCCAAAUCCAAUGAUCCUAUCGGGGCCAGAGACAGCAACGAGAUUUUCCUGACGACCAUUGCAGAGGGCAUCGAGGGUCUCUGUGCAUUCGGGCGGCGGUCCGAGGCUGAGAAGGCAUACAAUUUGUGUUCGAAACUCGAGGAUCUCAUGGCAGACCUUCAAUCUCCAUCGGCAACCCCAACAGCAAAUGAAUCGGAGGCGCCAAAUGGAGCGUUGCAAACCAACGGCUCUGGGCCACUCUCUCUUUCCGCCGACGUAGUGGACAUAGCUUACCGAGCCAUCGGCAUCGCAAAGUCCCAAUGGGCUCGUUGGACGCCAGUCAGCGAACAAAGGUCCGAACUGCAGUCGGACGCCAUUCAAUCUUUCCACCGGGCUGUUUCACAGAUGCUGCCUCGGGAACAGCAACUGAAGUCUCUCUAUGCGCUCAGUCGGUUGCUCGCAGAGACGCGUGACAUCGACGGAGCCAUCGCGGUCGUGAAGACGGUAUUGACGUCUGAUCUGACCAGAGACACAGCAGCCCAUUCCUUCCGGAUGCCUAGGCAGUUACUACCUUUUUGGCACCUGUUGGCUCUUCUGCUCACGUCAAGGCAGGACUUUGAAACUGCGAGCCAGAGCUGUGUUGCGGCGUUGGCUCAAUUCCCACCACCUGACGUGAUGUUCGGCCCUUUCGUUGGAGAAGGGGAGAAACAGGCGACUGCAGCGCAGAAGUCAGGGCUGGUAGACGAUAUGGAAUGCGAGGAACUGCAGAAGAUCAUUGAAAUUCGGAUCACGGAACUUGCACUGAUGGAGCUGAUGGAAGGGCCGGGAAAUGCGGUCAACCGGAGCAAUGAGCUACUGGCAUUGUAUUCUCGGCUCUUUGGACGUUUUGGGGGUGUUGUUGGGACAGAGGAAAAGUCCAGGGCGAGGACAGUGGAACGCCCCAAAAGCUCUGCUGGUACGGUUAAGAGCGUUCGAGGCAGUGUCUUCUCGCGACGAAAGGCAGGGCGUGAUACUGAGCGAGCGCCGAGAGCGAAUGACGCCCCUUCAUCAACGAACGAGAAGCCACGACCAAAUACCCAACCGUCGGACGCCCCGGCAAUACAAAUCACGAAUGAGGACGAGAAGCCCUCGCCGCACAAACAUAAGAUUUUUCGUCUAUCUCUUGACCAUGCCACAAAGGAGAAACCUAGGCGUCGGGUUUCUCUCUCGCAGAGUCGAGGGAGGAAAGAUGGCAGCGAUACGAACGGCACGAGAAAAUCAGUCGAGGCCAGCCACGAGACGACAGACAUGGCGCGCUCGGAAGAGAAGCCCAUCGACUCGCAGAAGGUGCCGGCUGUGCCAGUGUCUGCGAAUCAUGACAAUAUUCAAGAAGCCAAGCAGCCGUUGAAAGAGAUUGCCCAUAACCUUGGAGCACACGAUGAGCUACCACGACCUGCGCGCCAUGAAAGUCAGCCGCCGGAGCAAGACGUGCGAUUGCCCCUUGCAGGAUCACGGACAACUCGGACGGAUCUCACGUGUCGAUUCCCAACCUCGGCAUCGCAGAGAUACGCGCUUACAAUGUUGGUCAAGAUCUGGCUGGUCAUUGCCACCCUGUACCGACGGGCCAGCAUUUUUGACGACUCUCGAGAAGCUUGCGACGAGGCCGCCAAGGUGGCAGUGAAGAUAGAGGGCAUGAUUGCCAGCGUGGAGAGUUCGGCGCGAGCAUUCAGUGAUGCUGGAUGGGGAGGAUGCGGCAAGAGUUCGGACGAAAUUUGGGCGGACGUCUACUAUGAACGAGCCGAGCUCUCGAUGGCCAUUGCACGAGCUCGAGAAGAGAAAGAAGGCCAAGGGUACAGCGAGGGCGUGCGCGAGGCGGUCGAUCAGUACGAACAAUGUCUGAUGUACGUUGCCAACCACGCCGGGGGAAUCGUUGGGCUGAGUAACGUGCUCCUGGACUACUACGAGCGCAAAGUGGAAUUGGCACAACGGGUGGAUGGUGGGCAAGGGCAGGCGGACGAAGCCCCGGAGGAGAGAUCGCGACGACACAGACGGGAGUUGAGUCGGAACUCGGAAGGGGGAUUGGUGGACGGCCCGCCUGGCCCGGGCAGCAGCACGGCCAAGGAGGCGGCGUCGACGACAGCGAAUGCUGCCAGCGGGGCCAAAGACGACGAACUGAAGAAGACGCCGGACAACCUCAACCGUCUGGCAGCUCGAGAUCGCGCAUAUGGAUUGCUGUCGACGCUCACGAAGCUGGGGUCAGGCUGGGACAAUCCAGAGGCCUGGUUCGCAUUGGCGCGGGCUCAUGAACUGGGAGGGGAAAUAGACCGGGCGAAAGAGAUCCUGUGGUGGUGUGUCGAACUGGAGGACACGCGACCGAUUCGACAUUGGUCAAAUGUGGGAUGUGGCGGGUAUGUGUUGUAG